Messenger RNA from Callorhinchus milii (elephant shark), 2466 nucleotides. It is a transcript of the gene kcnab2a, whose product is annotated as potassium voltage-gated channel subfamily A regulatory beta subunit 2a. The record is from RefSeq and is a predicted model, not a curated record. Gene Ontology annotation, molecular function: voltage-gated potassium channel activity; potassium channel regulator activity; transmembrane transporter binding. Gene Ontology annotation, biological process: regulation of action potential; regulation of potassium ion transmembrane transport; potassium ion transport. The transcript has 16 exons. Gene Ontology annotation, cellular component: extrinsic component of cytoplasmic side of plasma membrane; membrane; voltage-gated potassium channel complex. Bases 179 to 1426 code for a protein of 415 amino acids. Lineage: Eukaryota; Metazoa; Chordata; Chondrichthyes; Chimaeriformes; Callorhinchidae.
GGUGGGGGGCGUGGAGUAGGGAGGGAUUCAGUACUUGCUAAUUGCUUCUGACCGCCAGGAAAACACUCCCCAAAUAUGAACGUAUUGUAGUAGUGUUGUGCAGACGAUCUAAACCCACACACCGGAUUUUUAGCCACCCAGCGAUUUUAGACACAAGGUAUCCAAGACAGUCGAGAAAAUGCUGUCCAUGUCCUACUCCGAGAACCUGAAGGAACGGAUAACUAGGCACCAUUCAGAUCAAUGUCUGAACCAGAUCCGGCAAACCGAUACCAUUGAGAUGCAGAAGCUACGAGAGGUCAGGGCUCUGGCACAGACCAAGAAGAUGGAGGAGUUUCUCAUAAUGAACAGCCUAUCCCUGGAUGACUGCACAGCCUAUCAGACGGGCAUGAAGUAUAGAAAUCUUGGGAAAUCGGGGCUUCGGGUGUCCUGCCUUGGCCUAGGAACAUGGGUAACUUUUGGAGGUCAGAUCACUGAUGAGAUGGCCGAGCAGCUGAUGACUAUGGCCUAUGAAAAUGGAAUAAAUCUCUUUGAUACAGCCGAGGUGUAUGCAGCUGGCAAGGCAGAGGUUGUGCUGGGAAACAUUAUCAAGAAGAAAGGCUGGAGGCGGUCCAGCCUCGUCAUCACCACCAAAAUCUUCUGGGGUGGAAAGGCGGAGACCGAAAGAGGACUGUCCCGAAAGCACAUUAUAGAAGGUUUGAAGGCUUCUCUGGAGCGCCUACAGCUGGAGUAUGUGGAUGUGGUGUUUGCCAACAGACCCGACCCCAACACACCCAUGGAAGGGGAUCCAUUUAGUUCUUCAAAGUCAAGAACAUUCAUCAUUGAAGAAACGGUGAGAGCCAUGACCCACGUGAUUAACCAGGGAAUGGCCAUGUACUGGGGCACGUCACGGUGGAGCGCGAUGGAGAUCAUGGAAGCGUACUCAGUGGCUCGGCAGUUUAACCUUAUCCCUCCCAUAUGUGAACAGGCCGAAUACCACCUCUUCCAGCGGGAGAAAGUGGAAGUGCAGCUGCCAGAGCUCUUCCACAAGAUCGGUGUUGGUGCGAUGACCUGGUCCCCGCUGGCCUGUGGUAUUAUCUCCGGGAAAUACAACGCUGGAGUCCCUCCGUACUCCAGAGCCUCCCUAAAGGGUUACCAGUGGCUAAAGGACAAGAUUCUGAGUGAGGAAGGCAGGCGACAGCAAGCCAAGCUGAAGGAGCUGCAGUCCAUCGCAGAGCGACUGAGCUGUACCCUGCCACAGCUCGCCAUCGCCUGGUGCCUGAGGAACGAGGGGGUCAGUUCUGUACUAGUCGGGGCUUCCAACACGGAGCAACUCCAGGAAAACAUUGGAGCAAUCCAGGUUCUUCCCAAGCUUUCCUCUUCCGUGGUGCAUGAGGUUGACGGGAUCUUGGGGAACAAGCCUUACAGCAAGAAGGAUUACCGCUCCUAAUGCCAGGGGCGACCUGGAACUGUCAGCAUUCCACGGUGUCUGCCUGCCCGAGCUGAGCUCCCACUGUACCUAACCCCAGCCCCCGCUUCACUCUUUCUCAAAAGGAAUCAAACAUCAGAUUCCUGAUGCAACGGAAAAGAAUAUUUAAAAAGAACACUCCGCUCCCAGCGUGGGGUGGUUGGGUGCUCGCUCUGCGGAGCUUAACCUUUGCUAGUUUUAGUUUUUUUAGUAUAUAUAUAUAUAUAUAUGUGAAAUAAGACUUUUUUUCCCUCUUUCUCUUUAUUUUGAAACGCGAACGCAACGGCGAUGGCAUUUGGAACCUCUCCCCCGCCCUCCCCUCCCCUUUCCGUUCACCCCCUCUCCCGAGACACCGGCUGCUAUCGUUUUAAAGAAGAGAAUCAUGGACAAAAUAAUACAAUCAUUGAGAACCUCCGGAGACAGAUGGCCGUCGUGCUCGUGUCUUUGAGCAGACAACGUUCUGGAAUGGAAUGUGUGAACGAGACUUUCGACCGCUUUCUAGAACAAACAAAACAAUGCCAAAUCAAUCAGUUUUUAAAUUGCAGUGGUUUGGAAUCUGCACGUUUGUGUAUAUAUGAUAUACAUGGAGUAUAUAAAUAUAUUAUGUUAUAUAUAGAUAUAAAAUUGGGGGCUUGUGACCUGUCGGAAGCUGUUCUUUAGACGCCUGCUUUCUGUAAAAGCGUCAGAGACGCUGCUUUGAAUGAAAUGAUAACUUUUUAAACGGGUGUGUAAAAAAAAAACCCUGUGAGCACGCGCUCCUGUUCACUGCUGUACAUACGUUGCUGGCACUGAGGCAUCGACUACUGAAACCGGGACCAGCACUGACUGAGUCUCACUAACGCACGUGUGGACGGACAGACAAACGGAGGGCCAGCCAGGCCGCGGCUCGGGCUGACCUGUGCAUGAAUUACUCUAAUCAGGAUCUGUGUGUAUGUAUAUGCUGAUGACUGUGUAAAUGCUAUAAACAAAAUGAGCUGUUUUGACAAGAUCAUAAUUCAAUAAAGAGAUUGAUAUUGGAUAGA